Molecule: messenger RNA, 413 nt
Organism: Guillardia theta CCMP2712
Lineage: Eukaryota; Cryptophyceae; Pyrenomonadales; Geminigeraceae
Exons: 6
Biological process (GO): protein folding
Source: RefSeq, a predicted model, not a curated record
AUGAUGUUCGCCACGUUGGAUAAGAUCAAGGAUCCUAAGACAGGGGAGUGGAGGGAAAGAGAUAAGGCAGAAACCGAGGAGCUUGCAUUCCGCCACAAAUCCCUGAUGCAAUCAGGGCACCUGGAGGCUACCCCUUACGUCAUCGAUCCAAACAAGAUCCUGUGGACAGUACAGGAUGGCUCCAAAGGGUAUGAAGUGAAGAAGUUCCUGAUGGAGCAACCCGAGGUGGAGGAGUUCGAGUGGGACCAAAAGAAGACCACCAAGGCAUCGUGGAACUUCGGAACAAGGAGAAGCCCUCCGAGCUCUGAAGCCGGGCCAUUACAAGAGGAUGCCAUAUUCUUUACAACACAUGCGUCGAUGAUUCUUGCAUAGUUUACUCGAAGAGCGAAUCAAUCACAAGCACAUUGUUUGAU